AUGGCCUCAAAGAACUCAGCCUCUUUUGCUCUUUUCGUUGCCCUCAACAUCCUGUUUUUCACCUUAGCCGCUGCAACUGGUUGUAACUGCCCCCCAAGUCCUAAGCCCAAGCCGAGCCCAAGUCCGCCGCCCAAACCGAGCCCAAGUCCGCCACCCAAGCCGGUCUCAUGUCCGCCGCCCAAGCCCAGCCCAAGUCCCCCUAUGCCGGUCUCACCUCCGAGCAACCCAUCUGAAAACUGCCCCAUAGAUGUCCUCAAGCUCGGUGCAUGUGCAAAUGUCCUAAGCAGCCUACUCAACAUACAGUUGGGUCAGCCAUCAUCUCAACAAUGUUGCUCGCUUGUGGAAGGUUUGGCUGACGUCGAGGCUGCAGUUUGUCUCUGCACUGCUCUUAAGGCUAGCGUUCUCGGGAUCAACCUUAACAUUCCUAUAUCUCUCAGCGUUCUUCUCAACAAAUGUAACAAGAACCUUCCAUCUGGUUUCGAAUGCAAGUAA
Molecule: messenger RNA, 492 nt
Organism: Microthlaspi erraticum
Lineage: Eukaryota; Viridiplantae; Streptophyta; Magnoliopsida; Brassicales; Brassicaceae
Source: the annotation of a GenBank genome assembly